UGCCUUAAAUACAAAUCUGUUUAUCUACUGCUUAGAUUUUUAGGGCUUCCAGUGUAAAAAAAAAAAAGUUUAAGCGCGGCGGCGGAGCCAUGGUUCUCAAGACUGAGCUUUGCCGAUUCAGUGGCCACAAGAUUUACCCAGGCAGGGGUAUCAGAUUCAUCAGAUCUGACUCUCAGGUUCUUUUCUUUCUUCCAUUUUUUUGCAAAAAAAGAAAUGUAAGCAUUAUUUUCAUGAUUUCAUCUCAGGUGUUUUUGUUCAUCAACUCGAAAUGUAAGCAUUAUUUUCACAAUAAGUUGAAGCCUUCCAAGCUUGCAUGGACCACUAUGUACCGUAAACAGCACAAGAAGGAUGCUGCUCAAGAGGCUGUGAAGAAGAGGAGACGUGCAACCAAGAAGCCUUACUCAAGGUCCAUCGUUGGUGCUACUUUGGAGGUCAUUCAGAAGAAGCGUGCAGAGAAGCCUGAAGUUCGUGAUGCAGCCAGAGAAGCCGCCCUUCGUGACAUUAAGGAGAGAAUCAAGAAGACCAAGGAUGAGAAGAAGGCAAAGAAGGCCGAGUUUGCUUCCAAGCAACAAAAAAUCAAGGGCAGCAUCCCCAAGACUGCCGCACCCAAGGCUGCUAAGUUGGGUGGUGGUGGUGGCAGACGUUGAAUAGAUUAGCCCUCAUUCAUCUCUGCACUUAUCUUUUUUAAUUGUUUCGACUUUUGUUUCGUCACAAGUUUUUAUUACAGUCUUGCACCCUAUCUGAUAUAUUGCACUCAAAAGAGAUUUUUAUGCAGAUUAUGAAAUUUUUUGUUUGUAUACU
Messenger RNA from Brassica oleracea var. oleracea, 801 nucleotides. RefSeq names its product 60S ribosomal protein L24-1. Lineage: Eukaryota; Viridiplantae; Streptophyta; Magnoliopsida; Brassicales; Brassicaceae. Gene Ontology annotation, biological process: cytoplasmic translation. Gene Ontology annotation, molecular function: mRNA binding; structural constituent of ribosome. Bases 90 to 647 code for a protein of 185 amino acids. The record is from RefSeq and is a predicted model, not a curated record. The transcript is spliced from 4 exons. Gene Ontology annotation, cellular component: cytosolic large ribosomal subunit.